Messenger RNA from Homarus americanus (American lobster), 4047 nucleotides. RefSeq lists its product as uncharacterized. The coding region runs from base 1 to 3201 and encodes 1066 amino acids. The transcript has 9 exons. Lineage: Eukaryota; Metazoa; Arthropoda; Malacostraca; Decapoda; Nephropidae. The record is from RefSeq and is a predicted model, not a curated record.
AUGGCCGAACAGAGCGGAGAUGAGGGGGCGCAGCAGUUUUUUCCCAUCCAAGAAUGGGAGAAACUUCCACCAAUUGAAAAGAAACGAUGUGAAAAUCUUUACAAGAAUCAUAUUUUCUUAAAAAAUAUGGGGUUAAAAAGCAAACCUCCAGACUUCACAGCACUUCAAAACCAACAGCAACAAGCGUCUCAUCGAAAACGAAAAAAAUUUCACGCUCCUUACCGAAGACACUUAAAUAAUUCGGACGACGAUGACGAGGACUGGACACCCGAGUCCGAGUGUAAUAGUACCACAACUAGAUCAGGAAGAUCACUUAAAUAUAGAUAUGUUGCCCCACAAAAAACCCAGGAAAAGGGCAGGAUAUUACCCACCAAGCUAACAGAGACGGAUCCUAAACCAGUUGUGAAAAUGGACCACAUAAAACAGCUGGGAGAGGUCCUAAUGGAGGCUCAUAGUGAUGAUUCCCCUCUGAGCUCUAGCCAGGGAGAUGUUAUUAACUUCUGGAGAACUGCCAUACUUGAACAGUUUCAGCGAUAUAGUGUUAAGGUUGUGCCAACAGGAUAUUGUAGAGCAGAGGCCAUGAGCUCUGACAUACCAUCAAUAAUGAAGGAGGAUGGUAAGGAAUCUUCACUGAAUACCAAGAGAAAAAGUGUGGAUAUGUCACCAUGUGUAGUGAAGAUACCUAAAGAAAAUUCCCUGGCAACUGGUAAAAACACUUUCAAUACAACUCUCUCUUCAUCAAGAUUCACAGACAUUAAGAACACAGCCAAUACAGUUGGAGAUCAGGGAGAUGUAGAGUGCACAGCUGUACAUCACAAGCACUCCGCAGGAACUAUAUUAUUACCAAAUAACCUUCCAGUAGUGACAGGAAGUAUUCAUAAUCCACACACACACGUGAAGGCUGAACCUUACUUAUAUACCUCAACUGAUAAAGAAGAAUUACAAAAGUCAGAGAAUGAUGUAUGUGGCUCUAAUGAGAUGGUACAAGAUAGUUUACAUGAGUCAUUCUGCAAGACUAAGUCAAGGGAUUCUGGCUGCACAUUUUCUGUUGACAGUGGUGAAUGUGAUCAAGCUCAAGAAAGUGGCACUAGCCAAUCAAAUUUUGAGUGUUUUGAGACAUGUGACACUGCAAAAAAUGCAACAAAUCAUUCAGGUUCUGUGAAUAAGCACUUUAUUACUACUGACAAUAGCCCAAGUCAACCAUUGUCCAUUAAUUAUACAAGUGAACAGCUGCUGCCAGUCAAAAAUGACUACACUUGCUCAGUUGCUGGAGAGAAUCAAGAGAAUACAUAUAUCAAAAGCACUAGUCAGUCAUUGUGUGUGGAUGAUGACGUAGGUGAUGAGAAUAAUAUUGUGAAAAAUAGUACUAAUUGCACAACUAUAAUAAGUGACUCACAAAAUGCACUGAUGAGUGAAAAUAAUGCAUCAGUGGGUAAUAAUGAUUCACUCUAUCAGAAGAUUCAUGACAAUAAUGGAGUCAGUCACUCGUCAUUUGUGUUUGAUGAUCAAUAUAAUCGGCAAAGUGAUUUAACAAAUGGAGCAAAUUGUUUAAUGCCAAUAUAUGAGAAUGCCUUUGACCAACAAAUUGCUGUAAAAGCUAACAAUAUUAAUUUGGUAAAUGAUGACCUGUAUAAUGAAGGUCAGUUGUCAUCAAAAGUUAUCAGACCAGACAAUCGGCACUUGACAGAUUUAUUUUGCUAUAGUGACUCUGUGUCUCCUGAAGACAUUUCAUGCCAACAGUCACAACUGACUCUCCAGAAUAGUCACUUACCACCACAGUUGGAGGGAGAACCUAAAAUUCCAGGUAACUUCUCCCCAAAUGGAAAAGCUGAUGCUGUGCAGUUGUCACCAAGAAUAAAUUCAGAAGCUCUUGACAAUAUUUUAAAUGACCCAAAUACUAAACUGUUUUUGCCAUCAUUAUUAGAAGAUUCUUGUGAUUCUGUGGUAUUUAGUGAAUGUAGCAUGUUAGAUCUACCAAAUUCAGAGCAAAAAACAAACAAUUGUGAUGGUGAGCUUUGCAAAAAAGACAUUUGCAACUUAAUUCCAAAUGUAUCUGACAACUGUGAGUCAGCACCACCAAACAUGAAAAAUACCAAUGACCUGGCAUCUACUGACAGUAAUUCAACAUCAAGCUCAAUAAACAGCUUUAAUUCAGGGAUGGCAGAUUUAAAUUGUACACCAAGUGUUCUACCGUUAGAAUAUGAAGUUUCACUUAAAACUACUAAAAAUGAAAUGGUAAAUACCACCUUAAACUGUAUUGGAAAUAGCCAGGAGAAGGGAAAUGAUUUGGCUAUGGCAGUACCAACUACAAGUCCAGAAAAAAAUGUGGAUUCAUUAGUAAAAGAGAAAACCUCCUUCAAGCAAUUGAGGAUAAAAGAAUGUUUAGGCAUUAAUGAUCAGUCUGAACAACCAGAGAAAAAUAUGUUGUCAGGUCUUCAUCCCCAGAAAGGGUGUAACUGUGUUAUCAUUCAAUCUACAAAAGAGGAAGUAGCAACAACUUGUGACAUUGCAAAAUCAGAGUUAAGAGAGACAACUAAAGAAAUCUCUUCCAAAUCAAGAGGCCAUAUUCAUAUCAGGUCCUCACCAACAGUUAGAAAUAUAAGAAGAAAAAGUUUACAGGCUAAUAAAGAAAAUUUGAACCCAUUAUCAACUGAUAAGCACACGGUAGAAUUUGUCGAGUUAACUGCUGCUCAGAAAGUGAACAGCAGCAGAAAUCAUAUGAUGCAGUCAUGGAGAAAUCCUGAAAAGAACUGUGGUGUUCUUUCAAAUAAAUCACCCCAAUUAAGUUCACCAAAAACUGAUUGUAAUGAAAAAUUCAAGACCCAAGUGUACCCAUUCCGUGAUAUCUCAUCAGCCUUUCAGCAAAAUGCUCCGGUGACACAGAGUCGGUGUCUGGUGUCGUCAGUCGAGUGUCAAGAAUCCUCAUAUUCCAACACAGAAUCUGUAACUGAUCAUUCGUCACCCAAACAGAACCCUGUUAGGAGAAACCCACGUCGUGUACGAGGCACUGAACAUUAUGUUGAAGAGAAGAUUCCUGAUGAAGAUGAGUACCUAUACUGUGAGGAUUGUGACCAGGAAUGGGAAGGAGAGUGUCUCAUCCAUCCACUUACAUUAAUUUUAGAUAAUCCAGUUGUGCGUGAUGGUAGUGUGAAGAAUCGUGCUCGCCUUACGCCCUUGGCCUCUGAGUAUAUGUCCAUCUAAAAUAAAAGGUGCUGGUUUGGGUGUUUGGACCACGCCGAUCUUCCUCCACGUCUUGUGUUUGGUCCCUAUGAGGGUCGCUUCUUGGCUCACGUGGAUGAGGGGCAUGAAUCUGGCUAUGGAUGGAGGCUUCGUGAUAAAAGUAACUCUGCAGCCUGCGUUGAUGCAGUUGAUUCAAGUAUCAGUAAUUGGAUGCGGUAUGUGAACUGCUCCAGGAGUGAGAGAGAAACAAAUUUGGCAGCAUUUCAGUAUAAAGGACAGAUAUACUACAAGACUUUAGAGAAGAUCAACAGAGGUGCUGAGUUGAUGGUUUGGUAUGGAGAUGAGUAUGGCUUGGAACUUGGAUUGUCCAGAGAAACCUUUAGAUGGAAAUCUUCUGAGAAGGCACCUAACAGGUAUCAGGAUAAAAAUCAGCCCCUGGUGCAUUCAUCCAGCAACAAAUCCACCAGUGUUGUCACCAGGCUGUGUGGGGAGGAAGCUGAGGCACAGUGUACUGUUAUAUCAACUGAAGAAAACAAAAAUGGUGGACAAGACUUAAGUCAAAGUUUUAUGGCCACAAAAACAUUUGUUGAUGAUUUAGAAAGUAAAGAAAAAAGUUAUCACUCUGGGAAUUAUUUUGUCAAAGUGAACAGUGACACAAAAACCUGCAGAUUAAAAAGAGAUGACUUGUACAUGGAAGGAAAUAUACAAGUAAAUUAUGAACCAACACACAAGAGUAAUAAUAAACAAGUUCAGGCCAGGAAGAAAGAGACAUUAACAGGUUUAGGUGUUCACACAUUGACUGAAAGUACCGUCUAGAUAUCUGAACGACCUUCUUAUAAGACCCAAUAAUUUAUUUGCCUGAUUUAC